Messenger RNA from Cuscuta campestris, 4439 nucleotides. Lineage: Eukaryota; Viridiplantae; Streptophyta; Magnoliopsida; Solanales; Convolvulaceae. The record is from the annotation of a GenBank genome assembly.
CCAAAGCUAUUGCCAAUGAAUCGCAGGUUAUUCGUCACAAGAGGGGGGAUACAAAAUGGACCAAAGGCAUUGAAACCUCAACCUCUGAUAAGUACUUUCAAUAGCUCAUUGCACCCAAACUUGAAUGCCCACUGCCAUAAAAAAUAAGAACGACAAUCCCAGUAAAACCCCACGAAAGUAGGGUUUGGAGAAGGUGAUAUGUAUCCAAAACUCACCCCUACUUGGAAGUAUGCCUAUAAACUCUCAAACACAUUAUGUAAUUUAGUAGGGUUUGUGGCAGAGUGAAAUUACCACACUUGUUCUGUUGUGGCGGGAUUCAGCAAGAGGCAGCGCAGUAGAGAGAGAGGAUGAUGAAAUGAGGGAGUAGAUGUGCACUUUUCAUUGCUGAACCAGCACUUUGAGUGAACCAUUAGGCAUUAUCAAACAGUUCAAAGUCUGAUUUUUUUAAAAUAUUAAAACUACACUUUUUCUUUGAAGAUUUGUCAUUGGUGUUGUGUUCAAAUGGUUUGUUUAGUCGAAAAAUCUUCAAAGUAUUAGCUUUGUUUGACUUGUCAUAAUGUAAAACAGGUUACAUAUUUGCAAGAUCAUCAUAUUCACUUGAAUAAGAUGUUACUUCGGGUUCAUACUACUUCAUGUUCGGGUCAAUGUGGGUUCAAGUAGAGAACUAUAUGUUCAUCACCAUUAUCAUUUGGUCUGGGUCGACCCAACGGGGAAUACAUCCCAGGGGCGUGUUUGCAGCCUUGACAGUGUUAGAACAUCUAUUGCCCAGUAAGCCAGGGUUUUUGGGUUUUGAAAAACAAAAGGUGUGUUCUUUAAUAUUAUUUUUUUGCUUUUUAAAAAGUGGACUCUUCAUUUGACUCAUUAGCGAACAGUUCAAAGUCUGAUUUUUUUUAAAAUAUUAAAACUACACUUUUUCUUUGAAGAUUUGCCAUUGGUGUUGUGUUCAAAUGGUUUGUUUAGUUGAAUAUUUGCAAGAUCAUCACAUCAUAUUCACUUGUAUAAGACGUAAGGUAAGGAAUAUUAACACCACAGCCUCCUCUUAUAAUUGGGUCUCGGACUCUGGGUUGGCCCAAAAACUGAUGACUUCAUUUUUUAAAAUUUCAGGUUACUUCGGGUUCAUACUACUUCAUGUUCGGGUCAAUGUGGGUUCAAGUAGAGAACUAUAUGUUCAUCACCAUUAUCAUUCGGUUUGGGUCGACCCAACGGGUUAAAACUUUGAUUUUAAACAAAAUUUAAGUUCAUAUUAACACUUGCAUUUUUCUUUAAGUAAAAUUAAAAUAUCAAAAAAAAAUGUACUAUAUCUAUUAUAUUAUUUUAUUUUAAACUAUGAAAUGAUUUUACCUCUUAAAUUAUGAAAUGAUUUUACCUCUUAUAUAUAUAUAUAUAUAUAUAUAUAUAUAUAUAUAUAUAUAUAUAUAUAAUGCUCUCUCCCUCUAGAUUUCUCCUCGGCUAGGUUUCCGCCGACCGCCACUUGGGCUACAAAAACUUUGUACAAACAUCCAUAAAGGUUUGCUCAGUCCCUAGAUUUGGGUAAAAGGGUGACCGUUACUCACAGGUGUCUACUUCUCAGUCCUACCACAUUACAGGUCUGUAACGAAUCUAAUAAUCGCCAUUUUGUAUUAUUUGAUGUAAUGGCUCUGAAAAUCAGGAAAGGAUUGAAGGGAACAUUGCUUACAGAUUCCAAGAUAUCACUUUCUUCAAUGGGUUUAUGGAACUAAUGGCCGUCCCAAAAAAGUAAAAAGAAGCUUCAUCCGCUAACAACUUCCUUAACAUGACAAUUAAUUUUGAACACGCUAGAAGUACACUUACAUAACCUUUUCAAAUUGCUAAAGCAGGAUACUCGUCACCAGACUUACUCCAAAGCUAUUGCCAAUGAAUCGCAGGUUAUUCGUCACAAGAGUGGGGAUACGAAAUGGACCAAAGGCAUUGAAACCUCAACCUCUGAUAAGUACUUUCAAUAUCUCAUUGCACCCAAACUUGAAUGCCCACUUCCAUAAAAAAGAACGACAAUCCCAGUAAAACCCCACAAAAGUAGGGUUUGGAGAGGGUGAUAUGUAUCCAAAACUCACCCCUACUUGGAAGUAUGCUUAUAAACUCUCAAACACAUUAUGUAAUUUAGUAGGGUUUGUGGCAGAGUGAAAUUACCACACUUGUUCUGUUGUGGCGGGAUUCGGCAAGAGGCAGCGCAGUAGAGGGAGAGGAUGAUGAAAUGAGGGAGUAAAUGUGCACUUUCCAUUGCUGAACCAGCACUUUGAGUGAACCAUUAGGCAUUAGCAAACAGUUCAAAGUCUGAUUUUUUUAAAAAUAUUAAAACUACACUUUUUCUUUGAAGAUUUGUCAAUGGUGUUGUGUUCAAAUGGUUUGUUUAGUUGAAAAAUCUUCAAAGUAUUAGCUUUGUUUGACUUGUCAUAAUGUAGAACAGGUUACAUAUUUGCAAGAUCAUCAUAUUCACUUGAAUAAGACGUAAGAUCUAUAUAAUUUGAAGCUCCAAACAAUUGAAAUACAAUCUAAGACGAAUAUUUAGGCUCGAGCUUCUCGAUGCUGUUAUAUAACCACUACCUUCAUCGCUCACAUCCGCCAUGUGAAACUUUGAACAAAACAAAUCAAUCACCCAAUACCAAAAACAUUAUAUAUACAUAUAAUGUAUUUGUAGACUAAAACAUUUUAUUGUGGAACAGUCUCACUAGGAUCAAUUAGACGUUUUUGAUGAUCUUAGCCAAAAGGUCAAGAAACGUAGUAGAAAAUUUAUUUUUUAGUAGAUGAGUUCCACCACGUUAAAAUUUAAACACAACACAAUAACGAAAGAUAUUACAUAUAUACUUGGCUGGAGAGUCAAUUUGACAAUAUUUACCUUGGUAAGAGAUUUUCCUAUUUAUUAACCUCUUUCAUGUCCUAUUUGAUGAGAGGGUUCAUGCCGAGUCUUCUUUAUUGGCUGGAGCUUGGCGGUACUUUCAAAAAAAUGGAAAUUUCAACGCCUCCACCAAUCAACAAAAUGGAAAUUUUACCUUGUAUUGGUAUUCGAGAUCCUCAUGCAAAACCGGUUCGUUUGGCGUUGGUCCCGCCCGAUUCUGCGCCGGUCGCCGGAGCUCCGCCGGCGACGGCGGUGCCGGCCACUGUCAAAAUUCCAGAAGCUCCAGUUCCUCCUUCUAAGUCCAAUAAGCAUACUCCCAGCCUUGCUCAAGUGGUUUCAGGUUCAAGUCGUAUCAAAGUUCCUACGCCCGUCAUGGAACCGCUUCCCGAUCGUGAUGUUACUAUCCAUCGGGGCAUGCCCGCUGUCCGAUUUCUGAAAUCUGAGGUUAGCACACUAGCUCGCAUUGAUAAAUAUAUUUUGGUUGGCAAAUUCUCUCACGGGCAACCCAAGCUGGAGGUAAUUAAGCACUACUUUUCUACUCAUUAUGUCUUUCGUGGGACUGUGUCUGUUGGAUGGCGGGAUUCAAAGCAUGUUUUUAUUAUGUUCUCCAACUCCCAUGAUUGCACAAAUAUGUUGCUUGAAGGCACCAUUACUUUCAAUGGGUUACAUCCUAUGCAUUUAUUCCGUUGGACACCUGAUUUUGAUCCGGAGUAUGAGACCUCAUUUUCCCCGGUUUGGCUUUCCUUUUAUGGUCUCCCUCUGCACAUGUUCAAUUUUCAUGCAUUUUCCUUGAUCUGUAAGCCCAUUGGAAAAUUGUUGGGUGUUGAUAGCAUCACUUUGGCUAAGGCAAAACCCCAUGUAGCUCGGGUUUGCGUGGAAAUGGAUUUGCUUCAGCCUCGGCCUAAAGAAAUUUUUGUGGGUACCUCGGAAGUUGUGGGAGAAGAAGACUGUGGUUUUAUCCAGCCGGUAGUGUAUGAGAAAGUCCCAUAUUAUUGUGAUUACUGCUGGCGGCAAGGCCACUCCUCGGAGAGAUGCAAGCUGAAGGAUUUUCCGAAGCCUACUCUUACCCCAACUCCUAACCCAAAUACAAAACCCAAUCCUCAAAACCCAAUUCCCCAUCCCAAACCCACCUUGGCCCAGCCGAAAUCUCAAUCAAAGGCCCCUGCGCCUAAGCCCAUUGCACCCAAGCCCAAAUCCUUUAAAACUAAUAUCCCUCCUAAACCCCAUUAUGUGCCCAAAGCCCAACUUUCCCAAAACCCAACCGGCCCACACCCAAAAUCCCAACCCAUUUCCCUCGGGCCAUCCCCAGCCCAAAUUCCCCAACCUAAAACCCCACCCUCGGCCCACAUCCCUUCUCAACCCACACCCAUCCCUUUGGCCCAAUCCCCAGCCCAACCUGCCUCAACCAGCCCACCUCCACAACCCUGACCCAAUACCCGAAAUCCCACAGCCCAUCCCCAUUAACCCUCAACCCAAUUCCCCACCCCCUACCCCGAACCCAAUUUCCAUCGGCCCAUCCCCCACAUCCAAAAACCCAUGCAUCCCACCUUCUAAACCCACUUCUGACGCCCACUUUGGAGGAAUUGGA